This is a messenger RNA of Rhinocladiella mackenziei CBS 650.93, 636 nucleotides long. RefSeq lists its product as uncharacterized. NCBI's taxonomy places the organism in Eukaryota, Fungi, Ascomycota, Eurotiomycetes, Chaetothyriales, Herpotrichiellaceae. Bases 1 to 636 code for a protein of 211 amino acids. The record is from RefSeq and is a predicted model, not a curated record. The transcript has a single exon.
AUGAAGCAAGCCCUGGCAACUCUAGUCCGACAGCUUGCCCGCAUCGAGUACUGCUGGCCCCCACAAAUCGAUUGCCCCAUGGUACGACUUCGAGAUCUUUUUGGUGUCUUGAAACCGAUACCAUAUGACCUGACUAGCCAAUGGGAGGACUUCAAGACACUGCUCGCCCUGAUAUUCCGCGGUCGAAAAGGAUUACAUCGCAUUGAAAUGGGACAGUACUUUAUUUUGCACAUUCGUCGUGGUGUCAAACUUGACUCUGCGUUCUGGGGCAAGGCGAUUCGACCUGGCGACGACCUAUCAAUGACCAUUGGUUUUGAUGAACUCGAAGCAGAAGAAGACAUAUGCCCAUUUCGAUCUUGUCAAGCGUCGCCAAAGGACGUCCCGAUAGAACAAGGAGGUAAAUUUUGCCCAAGAUGUGUCGGAUUCUCCGUGGUAAGUGAAUCUGCUUCCAACCGGAAUGAGGUAUCGAUGGAGAGCCGGGCAAAAGACGGCCCUUCUCGCUUUCAAAAUAUGAGCGAUUUGUCGUCUUGUCCCAAGCCUGGUUCUGCUGCUACAGAAUUCCACAAAGCUCAAGCCGAGGACAUUGAGGAAUACUGUUUUGUGCAAGUGAUGAUGUUACAGACCAUCAAAUUUUAA